AGGCCCAGAACCAGAUCACAAAAUCGAGAGAAUAAAAUCAAAGAAGUUAAAGAAUCUUCCAAAAUCACGGAGCACAAAAUGGCGGUGUGCGGCGACAUAAAAUCAUUCGCCGGUGAAAAAUGGGACGUCUUCGCGGAACAACUGGACUGUUUCAUGAUAGUCAAUGACAUUCCAAACGAAAAGAAAGUGCCACUGUUAAUAACAAAAUUAGCACCGGAGGUAUUUGAAAUCCUGCAGUGUCUAUGUAGCCCUGUCAAACCAAACAAACUAACCUAUGAAGAACUAUGUUCAAAAUUGAAAGAAAAGUAUGAAAAACCACUAUCUACGGCUGUUGAAAGGGCUGAGUUUAGGCGACGUAACCAGUUACCUAAUGAAAAAAUACAGGACUAUGUACUGCAUCUGAAAAGAUUGGCUAUAAAGUGCAACUUCAAAGACACAGAUGAUCAAAUCAAGGAAAAAUUCAUGGAUGGCGUUACAUCAAAGGUUAUUAAAUACGAAUUAAUGAAAAAUGCAGACAACAGGUCACUAGAAAGCUGUAUCGAAUGUGCUAGAAAUAUAGAAGCAGCCCUGAUGCACAGUGACCCUUCACCUGAAACCUCAGAAGUAUUUUACAAUAAACAAAAGGAUUACCAAAGGACAAAACAACAAACAACAACCAAGGGACAGAAAAGUUACAGACAAAAGAACCAGCAGUGUUAUUGUUGUGGUAAAAAUAACCACUUGAAAGCGGAGUGUUCUCUAAGAAAUAAAUAUUGCUCGGAAUGUGGUCAACAAGGACACAUAUUCAGAAUGUGUGAAAGAAAGCAACGAAAAACCAACAUUUUGGAACUGGAGACUUCAAAGCCUAUAGAAGAAAAUGAGGAGGCAAUAGAUUCUAUUAAAAAUCUAUAUGAAGAAUAUGAGACAUAUACCUUUAAUAGUACGCACAACAAAUCAUAAAGAGCCAGUUCGCAGAAGUAUUUAGCCCUGGUUGGGGAAAUUUUAAGGGUAAAGAAAUUAGCUUAAAACUAAAACCUGAUUCAAAACCUAUAUGCCUGCCAGUUCGUCGAGUACCAUUUGCUCUUCGGGAAAAAGUAAAUAAUGAAAUUAAAAGGCUCUUGGACCACGAUAGAAUUGAACCAGUUGAACAAAGUGAAUGGGGUACACCAGUGGUUCCUAUCCUUAAAUCAGACGGAUCGGUAAGACUUUGUGGGGAUUAUAAACUUACAGUUAACAAAUGUUUAGAAGUCGAUCACUUUCCUUUACCUCAUGUAGAAGAUAUAUUGAAUUCUUUAAAACACGGGGAAUAUUACUGCGAACUAGAUCUCAAAGAAGCGUAUUUACAGGCACGUCUUAGUCCUGAAAGCCAAAACUGCACAACUAUUGUAACAGAGGUAGGAACAUAUAAAUAUAAAUAUUUACCAUAUGGUGUAAGCACAGGGCCAGGAUCAUUUCAACGACUGAUGACAAAUAAGUUGCUUAAUAUACCAAACACUGUUGUAUUCAUUGAUAAUAUCUAUAUAAAAGGAAAAAAUUUACAACAAACAUAUGAUACACUAUGUGCAGUAUUGACAAAAUUACAAGAGUGUGAAUUCAAACUUAAAAUUGAUAAAUGUAAAUUAUUUACAAAUAAUAUAGAAGUUUUUGGUUAUAAUGUAAACAAAAAUGGAAUCAGCAUAAUUAAGUCAAAUGUUAAACCUUUGAUUAAUGCCAAACCACCAACUAGUUUAACCAUGCUGAAAUCAUUUUUGGGAAAAAUUAACUAUUAUAAUCGUUUUUUAAAGGACAUGGCUACUGUAAUAGCACCUUUAUAUGAUUGUACUAAGAAAAAUAAAUUUAUUUGGAGUUCAGAAUGUGAAAAUGCAUUUAAUAACAUAAAAAAAAGACUGGCUAAUGCCAAU
This is a messenger RNA of Ostrinia nubilalis (European corn borer), 1880 nucleotides long. RefSeq lists its product as uncharacterized. Gene Ontology annotation, molecular function: zinc ion binding; nucleic acid binding. Lineage: Eukaryota; Metazoa; Arthropoda; Insecta; Lepidoptera; Crambidae. The transcript is spliced from 2 exons. The coding region runs from base 79 to 939 and encodes 286 amino acids. The record is from RefSeq and is a predicted model, not a curated record.